AUAUAGGCGAAGAUCACGCCAUCGCAUCUGGAUCAGAAUCGCGUUGAUAUUGGCAAUACAACCAUGACUCGGCAGUGUUUCAUCAUCCCAGAUAUAAUUAAUGACUAACUCCAUGUUCUUCUGUACUUCAUGAUGUCAUAUCGUUAGAAAAUGUUGUCUGGAUGAGAGCUUAUAAUCAUAUUGCUCUAUCACCCAUUUUGGAAUAAACUGGGGAGCAAAAUAUUUCAUCAAGGAAAUAUCACGAAAGUUAUACCAUUACUUUUUGGUCUACUCUGGUAAUUUACCAGCGCUUGAAGGUAUAUAAAAAGAGCCUAUAUUUUUUAUAAGGUGCAAGAGAGUUGGAUGGUUUUGCUUGAUAUUAAGACUCCGGAGUGCCUUUCUACAGAAUCUAGGAUUAUCCACACCAUUCUCCUGGAGUAGGCUGAGGGUUUUUCGUGAUGUCGGGGAACGAGACGUCGCCUUCCAAUGAAGGCGUGGACCAACCCGACGCCGACGUCCAGUUCGUCAAGAUGAGGAGGAUCGAUUCCGAAGACAACAUCCGCGAGAGAGAUCGAGAAAUAGCUGAUAUUACAGGGGUAAAGUUCGUUGGAAUGAAACGGAUCGACUCAAGAGAAAACAUUCAAAAUGAUCAAGCAUCCAAGAAGGGUUCAUCGGUGAUGUUUGCCUCGAUGGGCGAACCGACGAAUGACGGUUACGACUACGACGACGAUGAGGAUGUCGUGACGACCGAUCCGUACAUGAGAUACGGGGACAGGUCUGGCUUCCGGUAUAAACAAGGUCUCAAAUUACUCGCCCCGUUCAGAUUCAAGCCAUCUAAGGAGCAGUAUUCUCCUCUUGACUACGCCGGUUUCAUCUCAUUCUCCUGGCUGUCUUGGAUGUCACCCAUCUUCUACAAGGCUUAUAAAAGAUCUCUAGAGUACACUGACCUUUGGACUAUCUCAGACUACGACAGGGGCGACUAUAACGGUGAUCGAUUAGAGAAGUACUGGCAGCGAGAAGUCGCCAAGAAAGGAGAAAAAGAUGCAUCGCUCGGUCGAGUAGCUCUUGGCUUCGUCGCGACAAGGCAAUUCAUCUCUAUCCUUCUACUCGUCAUAUCAACCUUAGCGUCAUUUGUAACCUCGGCAGUGUUCGUCCAGCUGCUGCUCGAAUACGUUGAAGACAUGAAUGACGACCGAGUAUGGUACGGCAUUGUCCUCGUCAUCUCUAUGUUCGCUCUCAACAUCCUCCGAAUCAUGAGCGAUGUCUUCUUCUGGUCGUUCAGCUGUCGCACAGCGACCCGUCUUCGCAGCGGAACCCUAACGAUUGCUUUCCGGAGGUUGGCAAAUUUGAGGAGUUUGAAGGAUCAUAGCGUUGGAGAGAUUGUGAACAUAUGCGCCAACGACAGUCAACGUCUCUACGAUGUAUGUCUGGUGGGAAACUAUCUCAUCUCGUCACUGGUCAUGCUUGUCGCAGCUCUUAUCGCCGUCCAGAUCAUCAUUGGUUAUGGCGCCCUCAUCGGUACCAUUAUUACAUAUUUCUUCUUCUUGCCGUUGACGACUGCCAUUGGUCGAAUCAUAUCUAAGAUUCGAAUGAAAUGCAUCAAGUUUGUUGAUCUUCGGGUUCAAAAAAUGAAUGAAAUCUUGACUUAUAUCAAGCUCAUCAAGAUGUACGCUUGGGAAUCACCUUUCGGCAAGGCUAUACAAGCUAUUCGUGCCAAGGAAAGAGCAUUCUUAGAAAGAGCAGGUGUCCUUCAGAGUUUUAGUCUCUCCAUUAUUCCCGUCGUGCCGAGCCUCGCCGCUGUUAUAUCGAUUAUUAUCCAUAUAUCCUUAGGAAACUCCAUGACAGCAACGGAGUCUGUAAUGCUCUUAAAUGACCAUGACUUGGUCAGUUUAUGA
Molecule: messenger RNA, 1874 nt
Organism: Lytechinus pictus (painted urchin)
Lineage: Eukaryota; Metazoa; Echinodermata; Echinoidea; Temnopleuroida; Toxopneustidae
Product: ATP-binding cassette sub-family C member 5-like
Exons: 11
Coding region: 438-1874 (478 amino acids)
Biological process (GO): transmembrane transport
Cellular component (GO): membrane
Molecular function (GO): ATP binding; ABC-type transporter activity
Source: RefSeq, a predicted model, not a curated record